Messenger RNA from Symbiodinium sp. CCMP2592, 1458 nucleotides. NCBI's taxonomy places the organism in Eukaryota, Dinophyceae, Suessiales, Symbiodiniaceae. The record is from the annotation of a GenBank genome assembly.
AUGGUGCGUGUGAGAGGGCGCGCGACGCGCAAACGCGCCAAUCGAAAAGCUGGAAGCGUUCAGCAAGACAGGGAGGCCUUGCAAUUGGGCCUCUACUUGUCAUGGCUGCGCAAUGAGUUGGACAGUGAAGCAGCAUGCCUGGAGAUGCCUUGGACGAUGUUGUUGCUCUUGACUUUUGCGGUUAUCGUUUACAUGCACACGCGACCGGAUUUCGUGGUGGUUGUUGAAGGGGCAUGGAAAUCAGCUAUAGAGGAAGGUGCCACCUUUGCUUGGUCGGGGAAUUUCGGCCACAAGAAUGUGUACGACGUAAAUUCCCUGGCCGACUUCUGGUCUUGGCUUCGAUUGGGCUUCCUCCCACUGUUGGUGCAACAUUCCUGGGCUUGGUCUGAAGGCUUGGAUGAGGCCUAUGCGGUGUCUGCCCAUCUGAGUGGGAACUUCUCCAGCAGCCUGCCAGACCGUUUGGACCUGGCCUACGGUCUCUUCGCGGAUGAGCCCUGGGACAGUGCCCUGCUGCCUGUGCGGGAUGACUUCUUGAGCUACCAGAAAAUCGUGGCUGGCAUCCGAAUGCAGCAGGAAAGAGCUGUGGGAAGCUGGGAGGCCUGCCACAUCCCCUCCAGCAUGCCAGAAGAUCUCUGGAAAGACUGGUUGGGCAAGCCAUGUAUGCUGGCAGAUCAGUCCUAUUUCCUCACCCCCGAAGUUCAUCAGUCCGAAACCUUCAACGGCGAGCCCAUGCGGGUGGAGUGGUUUCUUACCAUGAAGCAGGCGCUGCAAGAGCUGCAGAUGAUGACCUUGGACAUGGAGGACGGUUGCUCGGACUUGGCCAGCAAGGCCGCGCAGCCAGGUCGUCCCGAGGUCCCGGAUGAGUGCUGGUGCCAAAGCUGCCAGGAUGGUGCCCAGGGCUCCGGAGGCAGCCUGGUGCCUGGACCAUGGCUGGAUGAAUACACCCGCCGAGUUGAAGUGAGCACCGUGGCUUACAACCAAAACUAUGGCUUGGUGUCGCUGGUGUCGGUCAACUUCUUCAUCAACAAAGCAGGACAUGUGCACAAGCUCCUGGAUGUGCAGUCAGCCCGAAUCGAUCCCUAUGUGGGGUACCUUCUCUCGGUCUUCAUCAUGGUUUCCUGUGACAUCCUUUGGUUGAUAGGGUUGCUGAAGCUUCUCCUGAACGAGGUGCAGGACAUUGUCAACACCAUCACAGGCUCGCAACAAGCCUGGUGGAAGGCUCUGCUUUUCGAGUACCUAGCUUUCUGGAACAUCGUGGACUGGCUGUCGUUGGCCUGUGCUUGGGCAGUGUUGGGGACGUACAUCCGUGCAGGCAUGGAGGUUGCAGCCACAUCCUUGCAGCUCGAGAACGUCUUGCAGCCAGAUGUCCAGAAUCGAACCAGAGAGGAGCUUUCCGCCAGGAGCGACCUGGUCUUUCAAGCCACGGCCACUUGGACCGAUCGUUACGGUCCGCGCUGA